This is a messenger RNA of Cryptococcus wingfieldii CBS 7118, 1038 nucleotides long. RefSeq names its product arp2/3 complex 34 kDa subunit. The coding region runs from base 1 to 1038 and encodes 345 amino acids. Gene Ontology annotation, molecular function: structural constituent of cytoskeleton; actin filament binding. NCBI's taxonomy places the organism in Eukaryota, Fungi, Basidiomycota, Tremellomycetes, Tremellales, Cryptococcaceae. The transcript has 5 exons. The record is from RefSeq and is a predicted model, not a curated record. Gene Ontology annotation, biological process: Arp2/3 complex-mediated actin nucleation; actin filament polymerization. Gene Ontology annotation, cellular component: actin cytoskeleton; Arp2/3 protein complex.
AUGAUCCUCCUGGAAUCUCACAAUGUGAUCAUUCACGAUGUCCUGACCGACCGUUUCGAAAAGCGCGCCCUCUUGUCUAUCCAUGGCGGCUCAGCUGACAAGUCCCCUAGGCCAUCCAAGGCAGACAUUCAAUUCGUAGACUACGACAAUGUCCGGUUCCACCUCUCCACCCCUUCCUCCAAGACCCAGAUCCUCCUCUCCAUGGCUAUCCAAUGCUGGCCCGACCUCGUCAAGUACGGCGCCAAGGAGCACCUCCAGCAAGAAUUCGCGGGGUUCUUGGUUGGUGACGGAGAUGUGGAGCCAGAGUACGAUGUCAGUCUGUUGAUUGACUUGGAGAACCUCCCUGCGAGCCCUGAGGAGCGUAUCGCCCUUGUGUCAAAGAUCUCUUACCUCAAAUCAUCCUCCAUGGCCGCCCCUUUCCUCUCUGCCUUUACCGAACAAGCCUCCCUCAAGGCGUCCUAUAAGGAGCCUGCCGGCGCGCAGCAGGCCGACCUCCAAGCGACAGAGGUGAAGGGCGAGCUGAAGAUUGUCAAGUAUAGGGAAGAAGAGGCGAUCUAUAUUCAGGCGAGCCAUGAUCGUGUGACGGUCAUUUUCUCGACAGUGUUCAAGGAGGAGACGGAUAGGGUUUAUGGAAGGGUAUUCUUGCAGGAAUUUGUGGAUGCGCGAAGACUUCAGAGUCUUCAAAAUGCUCCUCAGGUGUUGUACUCGAACCGAGAACCUCCUCUUGAAAUCCGACAUCUCCCCGGGCUCAAGAACGGCGAAGACUGGGGCUACGUCACUUUCGGCAAGUCGUUUCUCAUCCAUAUAUAUGUCCUCGACCCCCGUCACUAUGCCAACUCUGAGCAGGCCCUCGCAACCAUCAACCGCAUCCAGCUCUUCCGCGACUAUCUCCACUACCACAUCAAGUGCAGUAAGGCGUACAUGCACUCGAGGAUGAGAUACAGGGUGGCCGAGUUUUUGAAGAUUUUGAAUCGGGCCAAGCCGGAGGUGGCGGCGGAGAGAAAGACGGCUACGGGGAGAACUUUCAGGACGCGAUAG